Saprolegnia parasitica CBS 223.65 is the source of this 1410-nucleotide messenger RNA. RefSeq lists its product as hypothetical. Gene Ontology annotation, biological process: dephosphorylation. Gene Ontology annotation, molecular function: phosphatase activity. The transcript is spliced from 11 exons. NCBI's taxonomy places the organism in Eukaryota, Oomycota, Saprolegniomycetes, Saprolegniales, Saprolegniaceae. The record is from RefSeq and is a predicted model, not a curated record. The coding region runs from base 1 to 1410 and encodes 469 amino acids.
AUGAAGCUGCUUUUGACGACUGCUUGGUUGGCGGUCACCGCCGCCUCCUUCUACGACGGGUGGAAGCUGCCCGACUACUGCAUGGACCCAAAGGGCAUGGCCGCCCGCCAAGCCAUUCCGCCACUCCAGACGAGUCGCAACUUGGAGCUUGUCCAAGCGCAGGUCGUCGCCCGCCACGGCGCCCGCGCGCCCCCUGUGAGCGUCACGUGGAACUGCUCGACCAACCAAGUCUGGACGCAAAACUUGGACGAAGGCAGCCAAGCGCGUGGCUACGGGCGGCUGUACCGCAAGCAGUACAUCAACCACCGCAACGUCCUCAACGGCACCUGCAUGGUCGGCGGGCUCCUUCCCAUCGGCCGCGAGCAGCACCGGCAAAACGGCGCGAUCCUCCGUGACGCGUACAUUGGCGACGGCCCGCGCAAGCUGUUUUCGACCAACAAGAUUGGCGAACGCGCACCCCACGAGCUUCUGCUGCGCAGUGACGAUCAAGAGCGGACGCUCGGGUCGGGCCAAGCGCUCGUCGACACGCUCUUCCCGUACUCGCCCGAGGACGAGGCGAACGUCGAUGCUAUGCUCACGUGGAUGACGGCAGACGCCAACUCGGACUACAUUGACCACCGCCGGGACACGUCAUGCCCGAUGCUCGACCGCAUGGCCAAGGAGAUCAACAACUCGCCGGCCGUCGUCGCGCACCGCAACAGUCCGGCCGUGCUGUCGCUCCAAGCACGCUUUAACGCGAUUGUCGGCGUCAAGUUUCAGUGGGACACGUGUCUCGAGUGCCUCAUGAUUGCACGAUGCAACAACUUGCCGCUGCCCGACGGCACGACCGAAGAGCUCUUUGAUGCGCUCAUCCACGAGGUCCAGACGCGCACGCGCAUGAAGCUCACGUACCAGAACGGCGCGUACGCCAAGCUCGACAUGCAGCACAUGUGGCGCGACAUCCUCAAGCGCGUCGACGCCGCCAUCCACGACCCGUCGUCCGCACUCAAGCUCAGCAUCACCAUGGGUCAUGACUCGACGCUGAUGCCGAUGAUGGCGGUCGCCAUGGGCCCGACGUGGGACGGCCACUGGACGACCUACGCUGGCAUGCUUGACGUCGACAUGGAUCGUCGGCACGGCGACGCCUUUGCGAUUCGGCUUGUUUACAACGGCAAGCCGCUCCAGCUGCCCUUCUGCAACGACGAGCUCUGCCCGUGGUCGACGUUCAAUGCGUCGCUGUCGUGGGCGCGCGAGACGCGGCAGUGCAAGCUGCCGACCAAGGCAUCGACCCGCCUCGACACCAACGUAGCGACGCAUCAGCCGUCGGGCGCGUGGUUCCUCCUUCCCGUCGGCGCGUUCCUCGCGGUUGUCGGGACCUUGGCCACGCGCCAGAGCCCGUACCGGCGCGAGACCGAUCCGCUCCUCGGCUAA